Molecule: messenger RNA, 1637 nt
Organism: Coturnix japonica (Japanese quail)
Lineage: Eukaryota; Metazoa; Chordata; Aves; Galliformes; Phasianidae
Product: tubulin beta-1 chain
Biological process (GO): microtubule-based process
Cellular component (GO): microtubule
Molecular function (GO): GTPase activity; structural constituent of cytoskeleton; GTP binding
Source: RefSeq, a predicted model, not a curated record
GGCUCGGAGCGGGGUGCGGCCGCCGCAGCGUGGAGAACGGGAGGUGACGGUGUGGAAGUAGUGCGGAUAGCGGCAUCAUGCGUGAGAUCGUGCACAUCCAGGCCGGGCAGUGCGGCAACCAGAUCGGCGCUAAGUUCUGGGAGGUCAUCAGUGAUGAGCAUGGGAUUGACCCCACCGGCAGCUACCAUGGGGACAGUGACCUGCAGCUCGAGAGGAUCAACGUGUACUACAAUGAAGCUGCUGGUAACAAGUAUGUCCCCCGUGCCAUCCUGGUUGACCUGGAGCCCGGCACAAUGGACUCGGUGCGCUCCGGCCCCUUUGGACAGAUCUUCCGACCUGACAACUUUGUCUUUGGUCAGAGCGGGGCCGGCAACAACUGGGCCAAGGGGCACUACACCGAAGGCGCUGAGCUGGUGGACUCUGUGCUGGACGUGGUGAGGAAGGAGUCGGAAAGCUGCGACUGCCUGCAGGGCUUCCAGUUGACCCACUCUCUGGGUGGCGGCACCGGCUCGGGGAUGGGCACCCUCCUCAUCAGCAAGAUCCGGGAGGAGUACCCCGACCGCAUCAUGAACACGUUCAGCGUCAUGCCCUCUCCCAAGGUGUCGGACACGGUGGUGGAGCCCUACAAUGCCACCCUUUCUGUGCACCAGCUGGUGGAGAACACGGAUGAGACCUACUGCAUCGACAACGAGGCCCUGUACGACAUCUGCUUCCGCACACUCAAGCUGGCCACCCCCACCUACGGAGACCUCAACCACCUCGUCUCGGCCACCAUGAGUGGCGUCACCACCUCACUGCGCUUCCCCGGGCAGCUCAAUGCUGACCUGCGCAAGCUGGCUGUCAAUAUGGUGCCCUUCCCGCGGCUGCACUUCUUCAUGCCGGGCUUCGCCCCGCUGACCAGCCGCGGCAGCCAGCAGUACCGAGCCCUGACGGUGCCCGAGCUGACGCAGCAGAUGUUCGACUCCAAGAACAUGAUGGCUGCCUGCGACCCCCGCCACGGCCGCUACCUGACGGUGGCUGCCAUCUUCCGUGGCCGCAUGUCCAUGAAGGAGGUGGACGAGCAGAUGCUCAACGUGCAGAACAAGAACAGCAGCUACUUUGUGGAGUGGAUCCCCAACAACGUGAAGACGGCCGUGUGUGACAUCCCCCCACGUGGGCUCAAGAUGUCCGCCACCUUCAUAGGGAACAGCACGGCCAUCCAGGAGCUGUUCAAGAGGAUCUCGGAGCAGUUCACGGCCAUGUUCCGGCGCAAGGCCUUCGUGCACUGGUACGUGGGGGAGGGCAUGGAGGAGGGGGAGUUCUCGGAGGCGGAGAGCAACAUGAACGACCUGGUCUCAGAGUACCAGCAAUACCAGGAUGCCACUGCUGAUGAGCAGGGUGAAUUUGAAGAGGAAGGAGAGGAGGAUGAGGCUUAAGUUCCCUCUAAUCUGAAGAACUUCUCUAAAGCUGGCAUGUGUAUGGAAUGAGUUUUGAUAGUAGUGGUAAAGCAUGUUCUUUAGAUGCUGUGUACCCAAUUAUCCUCUUUGCACUUGUAACUUUGACAGGUUUUAUCAAUGUAACAGUUCUGAAUCCCAAGUUAUUACAAUGUUCUUUUUUGUCCUUUAUAAUGUUAAGAGCACAUAAAGGCAUGCAUUCUA